AAGUAAUCAGUUACAUUACAAAUAUCGAGGAAACACCUAAAAAUGAUUCUUUCUUAAUGAAUGCUAUUGGAAUAAUUAGCACUACGUUUCAAACUGAAGAAUUAAUGUCACACUUGAUAAUUUUUUAUCCUUCAGUUGAAACUAAAAUUCAAAGAAUCAAAAAAGAUGAUAUUGUAAGAGUAGCUGGAAAAUUUACCAUUGAAGAAAAAAAUCUUAAAGACCAUGAAGUUAUUACUUUCAUUAAAAUUGCAGUAACCAAUUUGUCUGUAAUUAAAAUUGAUCCAGACCAUUUACUACCAUUAGAUAUUAUUGUUACAUUAAAUGGAACU
Entrophospora candida is the source of this 329-nucleotide messenger RNA. NCBI's taxonomy places the organism in Eukaryota, Fungi, Glomeromycota, Glomeromycetes, Entrophosporales, Entrophosporaceae. The record is from the annotation of a GenBank genome assembly.